This is a messenger RNA of Ornithorhynchus anatinus (platypus), 1220 nucleotides long. RefSeq names its product interleukin 20 receptor subunit beta (gene IL20RB). Gene Ontology annotation, molecular function: interleukin-20 binding. The transcript has 7 exons. The record is from RefSeq and is a predicted model, not a curated record. Lineage: Eukaryota; Metazoa; Chordata; Mammalia; Monotremata; Ornithorhynchidae. The coding region runs from base 1 to 924 and encodes 307 amino acids.
AUGAAGAAGCAGUGCCUGGAGGUUAUGGUUUCAGCUAUCAUCCUCGGCUCUGAUUUUUCAAAUGGAGGAUUGAACCUGCCAGCUCCACAGAACCUCUCUGUUCAUUCCACCAACAUGAAGCACAUCCUAAUCUGGAGCCCAGUCACCGUUCAUGGAAAAUCUGCAAAUUAUUCAGUUGAGUUCCAGGGGGAGUAUGAAAGAUACUACAGUGGGCAUACCUGGAUCCCAACCAGUUGGUGCAGCUCCAUCAGCUCUCCUCAGUGUAACGUUACAGACGACAUCACCGCCACGGUGGCCUAUAACCUGAGGGUCAGAGCUACUCUGGGCAAGAAGAUUUCCGCUUGGAGCACACUGGAAAGGUUUUUUAAUCGCAAUUCAACUGUCCUAACCCCUCCUAAAAUGAAAGUCUGUGUGGAUGGAUACCAUUUAAUAGUGGAAAUGGAAGACAUGGGGCCAUCUUUUGAAUACCAAUUAAUGUACUGGAAGAAAGGCCAUGAUUCUAAGGUUGUCAACAAGACCUUGAGGGAAGGUGGCACGCGUACGCACCUGGAAACCAUGGAGUCCGGAGCUGAGUACUGCGUGCGAGCCCAGACCGUGGUGGAAGUCAUCGAGAGGAGGAGUGACUUCAACCAGGUGGACUGUGUCAGAGUACCAGAUGAAUUCCUCCCCUUGACUCUGACGUUGGUGUCCUUCGCUGGAUUUCUGGUGACUCUAGUCACUCUGCCGCUCCUCGUUUGGAAAAUGAAUCAGAUCUUCCGCUAUUCGUGUUGCCCCGAGGUGGUCCUCCCCAACACCUUGAGAAUAAAGGAUUCACCGCAGAAGUUAAUCAACUGCAAGAUGGAGGAGAUCGAAUUCUGCGAUACAACCGUGCGGGUACUGUCUCCUGAGGAUCUCUUCCGGGCUUGGAUCCAGGAAGCUCUGUAGACGGGCCAGCCAGAUUUGGGCUCAGUCCCAUUGGCCAGGCCCGACCAGCUCCAGAAGGACUCUCCAAUGGACGACUUAGAUGGAGUUUCCCACAGCCACUUGUACUCCACCCUGAAACCUUUCCGGGCUUGGUGGGUAACUUUCGGAUGACUGACGGGCCUGGGAGUUGCUGGGCCUGCUCGUUUAGUUGGAAGAGACUGGUGAGCGGCGACGCUGAGGGUGUGUAAGGAUUUAGAGACGUACCUGACAUGAUAGCAGUGUGGCUCAGUGGACGGAGCACGGGCUUGGGAGUCAGA